Molecule: messenger RNA, 1406 nt
Organism: Vollenhovia emeryi
Lineage: Eukaryota; Metazoa; Arthropoda; Insecta; Hymenoptera; Formicidae
Product: nicotinamidase-like
Exons: 4
Coding region: 390-1388 (332 amino acids)
Molecular function (GO): calcium ion binding
Source: RefSeq, a predicted model, not a curated record
UGAGUGUAUUUUUUCAUAAGGGUAAUAAAACCGCGCGCCAUUAGACGUGAAUAAGAAAUAAGACUCGUAAAAGGGAUUUGAAAGAGACACUUUUUUCCGCUCGUAGCUCCGACUGCGUGCCGUGUCGGCGGCAUCGUGACGACCGUGUAUCGAUCGUCCACCGUAUUUAACGCGUCCACCCCGACUACCUGACUACCUGACGCGGUCCAUGUGCUAUGUCUGAAGCGUAGAUUAUUUUCUGAUUGGCCAACCGGUCACUUCCACUCCAGAUACUGGUGGAACAAAUAAGAAUCGGGUCUACUUAAAUCGGAGGGACAGUCGUGCAAACGCCAUACCGCCGUAAAUAACGCCACCGCGACGUGCGAGGCCUGACAUUGGACCCGUUGGACAUGGCGCAGCUGGCAAACAACGACCCACGAUCGUUUUCGGUAACGGUACUGUCGAGAUUCAAUAUUGACGUUAAGGGAACGUUCGACUACGACAAGUUCCGAGUGCUUUGCGGCCGGUUGUUCGGCGCGGACGAGGUCGGGGAGCACGAGUGGAGGGCACGAGAGGUCUUCGAGCUGUUCGACGCAAACGCGGACGGCGCAUUGAACGACCAGGAAUUGUAUAGAUGUUGCAAGUGGAUAAAUGAGACUAUAAAUCCCGUCAAUGUUUUGCUAGUCGUCGAUGUACAGAAUGAUUUCAUCGAUGGCGCGCUGGCACUUAGAAAAUGCGGCCACGGACAGGAAGGGUUGGAAGUGAUACAACCAAUUAAUCGGAUUCUGAGGGAUGGCCGUUGGGACAAAGUGGUAUAUACGCAUGAUUGGCAUCCCGAGGACCACAUCAGUUUCUUUGACAAUUUAGCCUUGCGUGAACUCCACCCGGAAUCUAAGGUCACUAAGGAAAAGGCAAAGCUCUUCGACACGGUUGUUUUCUUGCAACCUCACUUAACACAAGUACUCUGGCCAAGACACUGCGUUAAGAACACUUGGGGUGCUGAAUUGCAUAAAGAUCUGCUGAUAUUGCCUUCUUCCGAACGGAUAUAUAAAGGUCAGCAGUCAGACAAGGAGGUGUAUUCAGCGUUUGAGAAAGAUACAGAUGAUUCCAAGCCAGCGGAACUCGUAAAAAUUUUGACAGCCGCUGGCGCCACACACUUGUACGUCUGCGGUCUCGCCUAUGACGUAUGCGUGAAGCAUACGUGUUUAGGUGGCUUGCGGUUGGGUUAUCGGCUGGCCGUGAUUGAUGAUUGCUGUCGCGGCGUCAAACCCGAUGGUGUAACAGUUGCAAAAAAAUUAAUUACCGAAAAUGGCGGCCUAGUGACGCACACCGAUCGCGUUCUGUCCUUGGUAAACGAAGGCAAGCGUAGCCUGGUGAUGGCACAUCACGCCGCGAAGUUUAUGAAGUAACGAGAAUCUCGUAUACGA